This is a messenger RNA of Amoebophrya sp. A25, 907 nucleotides long. Lineage: Eukaryota; Dinophyceae; Syndiniales; Amoebophryaceae. The record is from the annotation of a GenBank genome assembly.
CACAUCGUGCAGUGCCUGCGACACCAGUUUUCCCUGCAAGCAGCGUCUGUUUAUUUUAGGGCAUCGAAAAUGAAAAACGUACGAAAGAAUUUAGUUAUUACAGUAUACCUAUACUACGAGUCGCCGACGAGAGGGCGAUCGCACAGGCAUUUCUAUGAUUUUUUUUACCAUUCCCGGCUUAAGAUGAGAUGACAAUCGCCAAUUGGCCUGUGUGAUUUUCAUUUCUAUAUGAGGAUGUUUUGCUCGCGUAUUUCUUGUUGUAACAAAUUCUGUUGUAGAGGACAGGUGCAGGAGUUCACCCACGAGUGAGACAGGUUUCUUCUAAUCUCAUCGCGACGACCAGGCCUCAAGCUGGGGAGAUCUCUCAGGCAUCUCGGACCGAACGUUAAGAUUGUUGGUUUACUGGACUUGUCUGAAAGAAUUUCUCAGCAAAUGGCCAUCACACAGAAACAGACACUUUUUUUUCCAAUUGUGUAUUCUCGCUAGGAGGAGGCUUUAGAAGAUCGAUUGUUUUACGUAUUGCGGGAUGCUGUUGCUGUUCCAGUUGCGGUUGCUAGUGUAAGUAACGACUUUGAUGUAUUAGGAGCAGUUCCAGUUGAAUUGUAUUUUACUUAUCAAGGGAAACGGCAAUAGAAUCGCUCCUGUUCGUCUAAGAAUAAGUAGAAGUAAACGCAGAUCUGCGCGAGCGCCGCCACCGCCUAUCCACGGGUUUGAUUUUACGCCAAUGGAAGUCAGGACGUACUAGUGUUAUUCUUAGCAAUUUCAAAAACAAGUAUCUAACAGUACCGCAACUGCGACGGGCGCUUUCAAUUCACUCAAUCAAAAAUCAAUAAAGAAAAAACACCCUAUCAUAGUAGGUUUACACCGAACGAUUAUUUUUUUGCCGGGGCGGUUCCCAUAUUAGCAG